Penicillium paradoxum is the source of this 3105-nucleotide messenger RNA. RefSeq lists its product as uncharacterized. Gene Ontology annotation, molecular function: transcription cis-regulatory region binding; zinc ion binding; DNA-binding transcription factor activity, RNA polymerase II-specific. The transcript has 5 exons. Gene Ontology annotation, cellular component: nucleus. Bases 1 to 3105 code for a protein of 1034 amino acids. Gene Ontology annotation, biological process: positive regulation of transcription by RNA polymerase II. NCBI's taxonomy places the organism in Eukaryota, Fungi, Ascomycota, Eurotiomycetes, Eurotiales, Aspergillaceae. The record is from RefSeq and is a predicted model, not a curated record.
AUGGCUGAUGAUCUUCAGAACCAGCUGGACACUCCAGCGGAUCCCAUUGAUGGCGGCUCUGCGGAUGCCUCAACCGCACGGUCAUCCGGUCCCCGCAGACUCCCCAAGAAGAGAACCAAGACAGGCUGCUUGACUUGUCGAAAGCGCCGGAUCAAGUGCGGCGAAGAGAAGCCAAUAUGCACCAACUGCGUCAAGUCCAAGCGGAUCUGCGAGGGUUAUGCCCAGCGGGUCAUCUUCAAGAACCCCAUAGGCAUCUUCGGUUCUUUUAGCGGCGGCCAUGGUCAGCAUCACCAGAUGGAGCAACAGCAUAUGGGAGUACCGAUAUACAACGACUAUGGCUUUCAACUUCCUCCCCAACAAGCGGCAGCCGCUGCUCAGCAUCCAAUGCUCGCUCCGCGACCUGUUGAUCCGGCAACUAUGGGAUAUCAUUCCUUGCCAUCACAGAUGCCUUCGUCGAGCUACACUCAACCGCUUAAUACAUUUCCCUUCUACGGUCAAGCAGCUUCGAUGCAACCGCCAGGCCAUUUGUCAAUGGCUCAAAGCGAAAGUGCAUCCAUCCCCCCAAACCUAACUAACUACUCACAAUUGCAGCAGCCAGUGGAAUCGAGUCAGAUAAACACCAUACCGGGGCCACAGACAAACGUGCAGAUUGCACCGCGAAUCAUCGCUCCAAUCGAGCAGUCGGCUGGAGAAAAUGCCUCCAAUCUUUCCCCGAUUCCAGCUUUCAAUCCCAUAUCAAGUGGCCAAGAGUUUGAUACCAACGUAAUACCCCAGAUGAUUCAGCAUUUGCCUACGAUAUAUCAUUAUCAACCACCACCGGGACAACCACCGCAGCAGUUACGAUCUCAUGAACAAUUUAUACCCCAUCAGAUUCCUCUUAAAUCACAAUUAAUAUACAUGGAGGAUGAAAGCGAGGACUAUUAUGACGUGGACUCGGACGAUGAAAUGGGGGAUCAAUCACAGACCGAAGGCUUCAAUCAACUGAGUCUCAUCAUGGCCUCUGCCAAUCGCGAUGAGCGCCAACUGCGUUCUUUCACGACUUAUCUCAACGAGCCGAACGUUCUCGCCUCAUACCGUCCUACGCUUGGCUCUUCUCCCUUGAAUAACCCCAAAACAGCCCGCAUCUUCGCUCACUUCAUUCACUCAACUGGCCCUUCCUUGUCUAUAUUUGAAAGACAUCCUACCGAUUCCUCGAUUGUCCUGGGGGCAGCUGUACCAUCUGCACAACAGGGUCUAUGGGUCUAUACCCUUGCGCUCAAGGCUUUGGAGCAUCCAGCCCUUCUCCAGGCAAUACUAGCUGUCAGUAGCUUGCAUAUUGCCUACCUACAACAAGUUUCCACAGCAGUAUCUUUGAAGCACUACCACUAUGCCUUGAAACGAGUUGGUACUGCAGUCGGACUUCCACUUCGACGCAAACAAAUCGGUACCUUGGCCGCCACUCUUCUACUAGGCUAUUACGAGGUGAUAUCUGCCGAUCAUUCGAAAUGGAAUAACCACUUGGCCGGGUCCACCCAUCUUAUCCGAGAGAUCGAUUAUGCCAGAACCACCAGAGAUCUUCGGGCCCAUCGACGCAGAGUUAAUUCGCAGCGACGCGAGUCAGACUGGUCAAACUUGGGGUGGGGGAUGUCUGGACAGGUCUCUGAGGACGAUCCCUUCUUGGAGAAAGAGGAUAGCGUCGAUGAAGCUCUCAUAGGCACCAUUAUGGGACGAGCUGUCAAUUACGAUUAUUUUGGUGGGAUCGAUGAAGAACAUACGCUGCCUCCCAAGAGACAUUUCACUCGUAAGGACAUUGAGGUGUUCCGAAUUCAGUGUGAUCUAUAUUGGUGGUAUUUGAAGCAAGAUGUGAUCCAGAGUUUCGUGGGUGGAAACAAAUUAUUAAUGCCCUACUCACAAUGGGGUCAAUGCCCUCCCCGGGCAGGAAUUGGCCGAUUAGAUGCAAUCUACGGUUCGGCUGACCAUUUGUGGCUGCUGCUCGCUCGGGUGACAGAUUUUGGCUUCCGUGAUCGUAAGCGGAAGCUGAGAACCCUGAAGGCAGGUGGCAUAGACUGGAAACCAGGGCCUGAGCUGUUCCAAUUCAUGGGACGCUUCGCUGGCGGCCCUCCUGGUCAAAGACCUGGACCACCUGGCAGCUUUGCUCCGGGGCCUCCCCCUGGUCCUCCUUCAGGCAUGCCCAGCAUGCAACCUAGAGGUGAACCUAGACGCCCAUCAAUGGCAGAACCUGCGGCAAUGUCCCCUCCAAGCACCGGACCGACAGUGACUGACAGUCCACCCAUGUACGGAAUGAUACCAGCCCAACCACCCGUACGCCUUCCCUCUGGAUUCCAAGAUAGGCCACGCGAGCCACGUUCGUCGCCGGACUUGGAUGACCCAGCUCAAGACAUGAGUUACAAGGAGGCCGAACAAGAAUGGGAAGAGAUCCUGGCCGCCAUGGACACGUUUUCCCAUGCGCUGGGCCGCGAUUUCCAACCUUUGCCAGCGGAUGUCGCACCCCCGAUCUCAACUCCAUUUGGUCCUGCCCUCCAAUAUCGUACUCAUACCAUCGCGGUAAUUUGGGGAUUUUACUAUGCUAUGCGUCUCCUUUUCAAUCGGAUUCACCCAUCUAUGCCGCCGGCUAUUAUGAUGGCUGCUGGGGUAGCGGCUCCAACGACUGCCGGAUAUGCACAAACUGUCGGCAAAAUCCUAUCUGGCAUCUACUACCCGCAACGCUUCAACCUGGAAGCUGGAAGUCUCAGUCCGAAUCUGGGUUCUUCAAUGACGGACAUGACGGUGCCGUACUUUUUCGCUGCUGUGCAAUAUACUGAUCCCACCCAGCGAACUUGGACGAUUUCGAAACUGCGCGACAUUUCCCGCCUGACUGGGUGGAAGAGCGCGGACGCUAUUGCAGGUGGCUGUGAGAAAGCAUGGAUAGUCGCUGCAACGCAAGGUCGUGGACCGCCCUAUCAACGGUCGUUUGAGACCGAUCGGACCCGGGAAGUGGAACGACAGCAUGAGUCGGAGGCUGUGCUCGAGGAGGUUGACGAUCGUCGAUUCGUCCGAGUCAACCCAGACCGGGCUCAUUGGGCUAUGGGCAUUUUGGAAGAGAACAUUGCCAAUUUGGAAGUCUAG